AUGAAGCUUGAUACUUCCCAUAUGCGGUAUCUUACCGCUGAUGACUUUAGAGUUCUUCAAGCUAUUGAGCAAGGGUCUCGUAAUCAUGAGUUAGUUCCUACACAAAUGAUCCAUUCCAUUGGUGGAUUGAAGUCACCAUCGGGAACGAAUAGAGCAAUUGGAGAUUUAGCCAAAUUGAAGUUGGUAUCAAGAUUAAGAAAUGCUAAGUAUGAUGGUUUUAGACUUACCUAUAAUGGGUACGAUUAUUUGGCAUUGAAAUCAAUGUUAAAUAGGAAUACGUUAUAUUCGGUUGGUAGCAUAAUUGGUGUGGGUAAAGAGUCUGAUAUUUAUUCAGUGAGUGAUACAGAUGGGAAACAGAAAGUGUUGAAAAUCCAUAGGUUAGGAAGAACUUCAUUUACAACUGUGAAGAAUAAUCGUGAUUAUUUAAGAAAUAGACAGUCAUCCAACUGGAUGUAUUUAUCACGCUUAGCUGCCAACAAAGAGUUUGAGUUUAUGGUUAUAUUAUACGAUAAUGGGUUUUCAGUUCCACAACCAUUUGAUUAUUCUAGACAUACGGUAAUGAUGGAAUGGAUCAAAGGUAUACCAAUGAAGCAUUUACGUAAACACGAUAAUUUCAAGAGGUUAUAUUCUGAUUUAAUGAACUUUAUCGUAAAGCUUGCUAACCACGGGUUAAUUCAUUGUGAUUUUAAUGAAUUCAAUAUUAUUAUACGUGACAAAGAAGAUGCUUCUAAGCAUGAAUUUGACUUUGUUGUUAUCGAUUUCCCGCAAUGUGUUUCUAUCGACCAUACGGAUGCCAAAGUCUACUUUGAUAGAGACGUUGCAAGCAUAAAAUCUUUCUUUCUGAAGAAAUUUAGGUAUGAACCUGAACACGAUCCGACCAUGUUUGAUACGGAAGGUUAUGGUGAUGGAUAUAAAUAUGCUUAUCCAAAUUUCAAGAGAGAUGUUUCUAGGGUAAAGAGUUUAGAUGUCGAAGUUCAGGCUUCUGGAUACGCUAGAAAGAGAACUGGGAACAGAGAAGAUAAAGAUUUAGAAGCAGCUGUCCUGGGAAUGAGAAUCAAUGUAGAAGAUGAAGAAGAGGAAGAAGAUGAUCGCUCUGAAAUAGACUCUGAUUAUGAACAAGAUGAAGAAACUGAAGAUAGCAUAGAAGAAUACGAAAGUGAAGAAGAGCUUAAAGAUGAUGAGGAGGAGGACGAGCAAAUCAUUGAAGCCUUAUCCAGUGGUGUUAAACAGUUAAAAAUGGAUAAAUUGGGAAACUAUAUCUUGGAUGAAUAA
Molecule: messenger RNA, 1272 nt
Organism: Debaryomyces fabryi
Lineage: Eukaryota; Fungi; Ascomycota; Pichiomycetes; Serinales; Debaryomycetaceae
Gene: RIO2
Product: protein kinase
Exons: 1
Coding region: 1-1272 (423 amino acids)
Biological process (GO): protein phosphorylation; maturation of SSU-rRNA
Cellular component (GO): nucleus; cytosol; preribosome, small subunit precursor
Molecular function (GO): protein serine/threonine kinase activity; ATP binding
Source: RefSeq, a predicted model, not a curated record